Soboliphyme baturini is the source of this 384-nucleotide messenger RNA. The record is from the annotation of a GenBank genome assembly. Lineage: Eukaryota; Metazoa; Nematoda; Enoplea; Dioctophymatida; Soboliphymatidae.
AUGCUCGGCUCGUGGUGCACGCUCUACGAGGUGAAGCGAAACCAUCGGCCGUGUUUGCGAGGCAUUCGUCCGCCAGGACGGGGGGUCAGUCACACCGGCAGCGGUGGUAGUAUCUUAUUCAAGCGUGACCUCGUCAACAACCGACCGUCGGUCAUCUGGCCGCACGCGACGUUUCUCUAUAGCUCUCGUCGUCGCUCUUGUGCUCACAACCAGGACACCGCGACCGGUUUCGCAACUCCUGGUCCUCCUCUCUCCUCAGUGUCAUCGGUCGUCGUCAUAGAACUUCAUCAGCCUUCCCUGAUGUCGGGCCCUCCGUUUGUCCACACUGGUGAGUGCGUGUCGAGGUCCUACGCCAACAGUGCGUCCAAGAUCGAUACCGACUGA